Molecule: messenger RNA, 1572 nt
Organism: Annulohypoxylon truncatum
Lineage: Eukaryota; Fungi; Ascomycota; Sordariomycetes; Xylariales; Hypoxylaceae
Exons: 2
Coding region: 1-1437 (478 amino acids)
Source: RefSeq, a predicted model, not a curated record
AUGAAUCAACCCUUGACUAGCGCCAGGGUUGCUGCAAUUCUCCCAGAACGUGCCAGCGUAUUCAACAUCGAUAGAAAGCUCGCCUUAGCACGAGAUGAAGGCUCAGAUGACAAACCUGGUACGAGAAGAGGUAGAUCAGCCUCUCCCAUUCGCGCGAACGUGAAGCGGAGAAGAUCCGUCGUAUCUGCCCCUGGAGAUGUUCAAGGUCGACAGCCAUCAAGCGGAGCAGAGUCGAAGUCUCAAUUUCAAGAGACCGUGACCCCACAACAAAAAGAACCCGCCCACGAGCGCUCUACAAAUCGAAGAACAUCCCAUGCCGAUGAGAUAGAACGGAGAAAGCGUAGGAAAGCAGAUGGAAAGAUCAAAAUUCCUAACAAGCCAGCCGUCGAUAAGUCAGAAAGCAUCAAGAAAUCACUCAAGGUGACUAAAGGCCCGAAGCAGUUGGUUGUGCCACCACUGUUACUCCCUGAAGGCGUAGAAGAUGAUAAAGACGACGAGAAAACGUAUGAGCGAAAAGGCGUAUUCAAACUGAAAAGGGACAAGGGGCCCAAUAAAUUCCGUUUCCCCAAGCCUCAUAGUCAUCCAGAACCAUUAUGGCGCGCAGGUGACGGAUUCUCAGUCAAUGAAGCCAGACCAAACUUUGCGUUCUCUAUGACUGGCACACACAAGCAAAUGAAGCCCAAAUCAACUCCUGGCGUAGGAGAACUCCAGUUGGAAACUUAUGAUGGGAAUGAAGAAGACCCACACCGAUCAGGAGUUGAUCGCCUCAAGAACCAACGUUUACUUCGAUACGAGAUGAAGCAUCGCCGUGGUGUGGUGAAAGAUGUUUGGCCCACCAUAGAUAACUUUUCGGAAGAGUUAGAAGUACGCAAACGGAAUCCCACUGUACCAGCAAACGAGAAGAUUAUUCCUUCGACUCUGCGACCACAGCCAACUCCAGUACCUCAAGCUAGGGAAACGUUAGUGUACAACUCAAUCUCCAUCCCCAUGCCACGGAAAAGGAGGAGUUCGGAUUUCGAGAAUUUCGGAAGGCACAUCGGAAAUGGCAAUAUGAUAAGCAACACGCGUAUUGCUGAGACCCAGAUCGACCCGACUCGUCACAUUACGCAGUCUGAGUCGAUGAACGAGGAAGGCUUUGGUGACGAAGCAGCAGACGAAGUAUCUGAAGUAGAAGGGGAAGAAGAGGAAUAUGAGCCCAUGAUAUCAACGGGGAAUGAUAUGGAGGUCGACGGUAGUGGUAGAUAUAAUCUCAGUGGUGAAACACUUGCAACCACGCCUUGGGUGUUUGACAUGGAAGAUUCAGAUAUAGCUGUUUUAAAUGAUAUAAGGCGUAGAUUGCGAGAACUGAAACGACAUGAUGACAAUAUUAUGGCAUCAGGGGAUAUUGCUAGGGGGUCUUCGAGUUCAGUCGAGCUGAUGUUAAGUUCUGAGGGAUAAGGUGUUAGAGAUUAGAACAACUCAACUAUCAUAAUUGUAACAACGUGAGAGGAAGAAGAACUAUUAGCUGGCGUAGAUUUCAAUGAAAACAAACCUAUAGCUCUUACUCACUGCUGAUUGAUUUUAUUAUUUUCC